AUGGCAGAGAAGGAGCAGACGAAGAAUGAAAGCUUCAGUUCACUCGAUGACAAUUGGGAAACCGAUGUGAAUGUGCUGAGCAAUGAGCUGUCAGAAUUGGACACUGACGACACGGACAAAUCGGAUUGGAUGCGUCUCCUUGGUGUCUCAAUGAAGCCGAACCCGUUGGAUGACUGGGAUCAACUGUACAAUUUGAAUAAUCAGUGCGCGUUGCGAAAUGAUUGCCGAAAACUUGCCAAUGAGUUGAAGAAUAAGAGAAGCGUUCCCGAGUUGGAGUCGUUUUUGACAUUGUACUGCAAGAAGCGCGGAAUGGAUUAUGUCAAGGAUAUUGGAUGGUUGACGAUUCUCGAGAAACUUCUGCUUCUCAACCUCCCGGCUGCUCACGAGUUCAACGUUUUCUUUGCCUUUACUACCAAAUACAUUCCAAAGGACACACGCCCGAAUGCUCAAAUCUACGACUUGUUCCGCCUUCUCCUGCAGUACCACGACCCACAAAUCAGUAACCACCUGGAAGCUCUCCAUUGCUCCCCGUCAACGUACUGCAAACAAUGGUUUUCCACACUAUUCGCGAGCAGUAUGUCAACCGAAACUUGCCAUGAAUUAUGGAAAAUUUACAUUGAACAGGGUGACCCCUUCCUUGUUUUCCAUCUCGCCAUUGUUUUCUUGAUCAAUGCCAAGGAAGAAAUCCUGCAGGUGAAACGUGGAGAGCAAGCGCAAGCAGUUCAAAUCCUGGAGAAUAUGGCUUCCCAACUGAGUGUUGAAGAUGUCACGGACUUCUUCCAGCUGGCACUUCACUACUCCGAGAAGACUCCUGAAUGUAUUCGGAAGGAUUUCCAUUACAUUAUCUUCGGAGCAAACUUUGAUGAAGAAAUCAAAGAAAUGCAGAUGAAUAAGAUGUUGUGCUUGCCAAUUCCAGCAAUUGAUCUGACUUCGAAUGAUGAGAUGUCAAGUGGUAACGUGAAUUUCUUCAUAGUCGACACCCGGUCGAAUGCAGAUUUCGACUCCGGACACUUCGUCUCCUCCUUCAACUUAAAUUGCGUUGCGAUUGUCGACGAACCCGAAAAAUUCGACAUUGCGCUGAAUAGUCUGGAAUGCUACAAAACGUCGCGUCGUGCCGAAGAUCACUAUCUCAUCUUGGGAUACGGUUCCGAUGAAGAGGAUAAUUAUAUGAACAUGCUGAUCGCUAUGUUCAUACAAAAGGGCAAAGCUCAUGUGUCUUUUGUGCAGGGAGGCUAUCAGAAACUUCAUGACUGCAUCGGACAGCAUAACAGAUGGGAGUUGAUCGCAAUGCAUUCGGAGGAGAAAUGUCAUCUUUGUUCUAUUGAGAAAGCCAGUCCAAAAUGGGGAUUCUUCUCCAAAGUAAAAUCUGCGGUGAGCAACACCUCUAACAGAAUGAAGGAACGUGUCGAAGCGGUGGUUUUCCCGAUUGGUGAUGACAGAAAGCUGGAUGACAAACUGAACCACGCUGACUCAAAACAACGUCAUGGAAAAAGAUACCGACAGCAAUCGGUGUUCACGAUUGAUGAGAAUAGUGAUGAGGAGUUGACACCGGGCGCUGCUGUGGAUGAGAAUCCCAAGGAAGAGAUCCUGCUCUCCAAGGAGUUCACUGAAACAUUCGAAUGCCAGGAAGUUUUCCGUGAUGGAAGUAUCAACGGACACAUCGCACUGACUCGAACCCAUAUCUACGUUCUUCAUGACGUGCCUGGAAAACAGGGAUACGUCACUACGGAAGCCCGCCAUGCUCUUUCCACGGUUGUCGCGGUCACCAGUCGCCGGAGUGUCCCCGAAAUGCUCACCUUCAAACUUGGAUACGAAAUGAACGGAUCUUCAAAAAUAACUGCUGUACAUAAGUUAUACGUUCCAAAAGCUGGUGAAUGCGCGAAAGCAGUGAAAUUGGCUAUCUAUGCUCUCCGCCCGCUUCCUGAUGCAUAA
Caenorhabditis remanei is the source of this 1932-nucleotide messenger RNA. RefSeq lists its product as uncharacterized. NCBI's taxonomy places the organism in Eukaryota, Metazoa, Nematoda, Chromadorea, Rhabditida, Rhabditidae. The coding region runs from base 1 to 1932 and encodes 643 amino acids. The transcript has 13 exons. Gene Ontology annotation, cellular component: trans-Golgi network. The record is from RefSeq and is a predicted model, not a curated record. Gene Ontology annotation, biological process: retrograde transport, endosome to Golgi.